Messenger RNA from Brassicogethes aeneus, 3920 nucleotides. The record is from the annotation of a GenBank genome assembly. NCBI's taxonomy places the organism in Eukaryota, Metazoa, Arthropoda, Insecta, Coleoptera, Nitidulidae.
CGAGGGUUAUGCAAAACGUUUUAGAAUGUCAAUAAUUUGUUGUUUUUUAACUUUUUUCAGCUUAAAAUAAUAAAGUAUGGGUUGUUAAACGAAGCAUAUGCUUUAUUUUAGUGAAUUGUACCGUUUUAAAGUAAUUACUAGUUCUAUAAGUGGUUAACAAAGAAAAAUAAAUGGGUGUUUUUGAAAAAUAACUUUGUUCAAGUUGAAUUUAUAGAGUAAAAUGAGUACUUUAACGUUGGGGGAGACAAAUGCUUUAACCCUUGAAAUCGGGCCCUUUGAAAUAGUGCAUAGAUGGAGACGUAUGCCGGAAUGUGACGAAUUUGUAGGGGCAAGGCGGAGUAAGCAUACCGUGGUAGCCUACAAGGGUGCCAUAUACGUAUUCGGCGGUGACAACGGUAAAACAAUGCUCAACGAUUUAUUGAGGUUCGAUGUCGAUGAAAAGUCCUGGGGGAGGGCUUUUGCGACCGGUUCGCCCCCCGCACCAAGAUACCAUCAUUCAGCAGUGGUGCACAAUACUUCGAUGUACGUUUUCGGGGGCUAUACAGGCGAUAUUCACUCAAACUCAAACUUGACGAACAAAAAUGAUUUGUUUGAGUAUAAGUUCAAUUCUGGGCAGUGGGUUGAAUGGAAGUUUGUGGAUCAGAUUCCAGUGGCCAGGUCUGCUCAUGGGUCUGCGGUUUUCGAUAAUAAGUUGUGGAUUUUUGCUGGGUAUGAUGGAAAUGCAAGGUUGAAUGAUAUGUGGACCAUACCUCUUGUUGGGGAUACUAGAAAAUGGGAAAAAAUAAAUCAGAAAGGAGAAUGCCCCCCAACGUGCUGUAAUUUUCCAGUGGCCGUCGCUAGAGAUUGUAUGUUUGUAUUCAGUGGACAAAGUGGGGCCAAAAUUACAAACUCCCUAUUCCAGUUCAACUUUAGAGAUAAAACCUGGACUCGAAUCUCCACGGAACACAUCCUGCGCCACAGUCCGCCGCCCCCCGCCCGCCGCUACGGCCACACCAUGGUGGCCUACGACCGCCACCUCUACGUUUUCGGGGGCGCGGCGGAUUCCUCCCUGUCCAACGACCUUCACUGCUUCGACCUCGACAGCCGCACCUGGUCCGUGGUGCUUCCGGCGGCGGAGUCCUGCCUGCCCUCGGGCCGCCUCUUUCACGCCGCGGCGGUCAUCGGCGCCGCAAUGUACAUUUUCGGCGGCACCAUAGACAACAACGUACGCAGCGGCGAAAUGUAUCGUUUUCAAUUUUCCAACUACCCAAAAUGCACUCUAACCGACGAUUUCGGCCGCUUUCUGGAGUCCAGGCUUUUUACGGACGUCCACUUUUUGGUGGGUCCAGAGGAGAAGAAAAUCGAAGCCCACAUGGCCUUCGUAGCCUCCAGAAGCAGUUAUUUAAGGAACAAAAUCAAGCAGGCCAAGGAGAGUCGUGACGGCAAAUUGCUGGAGACUGAAGCAGGUUCAACAAACGAUCUACCAAUUGUGGAAAUAAAACUUCCUGACGCGAAUCCCGACGCGUUCGAAAUGAUCCUAAACUUCAUCUACACGGAUCAAAUAGACCCGACAAAGUGCGCGAAAGAGGGCGAAGAUCCCUUCAGCAACCGCAUAGUUCUGCAAAUGAUGGACGUGUACAGACUUGCCGUGCAAUUCGACAUGGUGCGACUCGAACAGCUGUGCAUACAGUAUCUGAACAACACCAUCAAUUUGAAUAACGUGCUGGAUGCUCUCCACAACGCCGACAAUUUGGAGCUGGUGUUCAUCAAAGAGUUCUGUUUGAGGUUCAUAGUGAAAGAAGCGAACUUCAACGAGUUGGUGAUGAGUCCUGAAUUCGAAGGGUUGGAUAGAAAGUUGAUGGUGGAGAUCAUCCGCAGGAAGCAGACGCCCCAGAAAAAGCAGUCGAACAAGGCGACUUUCGAGGGGGUUGGGAGUUCGUUGCAGGAGGACAUGAGGAAUUUUUUGAAGCACAACGGGAAGGAAUUGUGCGAUAUCGAGUUGAUUCUCGAUGAGGAAUCGAUUCUGGCUCACAAGACCAUCUUGGCGGCUCGUUGCGGGUAUUUUGAGGCCAUGUUCCGCUCAUUCAUGCCCGCCGAUAACAAGAUAACGAUACAAAUAGGCGAAAUAAUACCUUCAAAGGACUCUUUCAAGUCGCUGCUGCGUUUCGUUUACUACGGCGAGGUGAAAAUGCCUCCGGAGGACUCCCUUUACCUCUUUUCAGCCCCUUUCUUCUACGGUUGCACGAAUAACAGACUGCAAGCUUUCUGCAAACAAAAUUUGGAGAUGAACGUCACUUUCGAGAACGUGAUACAGAUUUUGGAGGCGGCCGAUAAAAUGCAGGCCGAAGAUAUGAAGAAAUACGCCUUGGAUAUGAUUGUGCACCAUUUACCAAAGGUUGUUAAACUGCCUGGUCUAAGAGUGCUCACCAAAGAGCUGAUUUUGGAUGUAAUGGAUGCCAUUGGGGAUGUAUUGAAUGACGGAGAGUGGGGUGUCAUUAUAAGACCCAAGAAGAAUUAAAUAUUUAUAUUUUAACAUUCUACUUAACUUUGUACUGCGAUAUCGAGUAGACGUCACUUAUGAGAAAGUAUUAAUACUUACCUUUUACAAUCUAAUUUUAUACUUACUUUUAUAACGCUGGUUUGCAAGAUUAUGUAAUAAUGUAGACCAGUGUUACUGCUGUAUAUUCUAUGAAUUGUUUUACCGUAAUUAAAUUAUAUUAAUAAAUUAACCUAUCAAAUAAAUAAAUAAAAGGCAUUUUUAUAAUUUAUAUUUAAAUGAUUAAUUAAAUACAAUAAAACUAUGCUAGUGAUAUUACCUUAAGGCUAAGGUGUUUUGUAUAAAAUAACUUUAAAAAUACGCAAACAUUUUACCUACUAUCAAAUAAAUAAAGUGUUGUUGUGUGAUCUUACAAGUUGUAAUUGGUAAAUUAACUUUAAUAAACGUUACGCACGUUUAGUUAUAAUUUAAAUCUACUAUGUACAAAAUAUUAAAUUAUAAUGUUUGUAAGAAACUGCGAGGAUUUCUUAAUAAUUUCGUAGUAUUUACAAUAUUCACCUAAACUAAAGAGCCAAAUAUAAUUUAGUGUCAUUAAAGUAUACCAAAGAUGGAGCCAACAUAAAAUCAGCCUAAUACAUUUUCCUAUUGAGGAAGACUUAAUAUAUAGGUUUAUUGCUUUUAUUACAAUAAAAAGCAGUGUAAAAAACUAAAACAAUUUAAUGGGGCACUUAUAAACAGUUAAUGUUUUAAUAAACUUUAAAAAAAUGUUAAUAAAAUAUUUAAAAUUAAUUUUAAACAUAAUUUAUUAUUAUUGUUGUCUUCCCUCACUUCAUACUGUUUAUUAUAUGAGUGUGAAGUGUGGGAAGACAAAAAUAAUUGAUUUAAAACGUUUAACAGUGGACUGUCCCGCUUAAACAAAGAAAAAAUAAUAAAGGCGCACGCGAUCCUAUUAGUCCUGAGUCGAACGAAAAUUUCGUAUACCAAAAAAAAGUGAUACUACUACCUCCUUAGAAAACAAGUUUGCGGACGACGUCAUCAUUUGGCGGCUUGCGCCACCUUGCCGUUCUUGGGCGGAGUGGGCGACAAACAAAUGACGUCGUUGUCUUUGUCGUCGUCGACGGAGAUGGGGCCGUUGUCCUUCUCCCACUCCUUCAGCACCGUGUCCAAGUUGUAGCGCUUGCGGUGGUUGACGAAGAACGUCCGCACGUGCGCCUCGGUCUUGUUGCCGAGCACCUCGGCGAUCGACUUGAAGUCCUUGCCGUACUUCCGCACGCCCUGCACCGCCAACAGCAGCUCCUCGUUGGUCCAGCGCGCGUUGACCCGCGUCUGGCCGUCCGGCGCGCUAGCCGGACGCAGCUCCUCGAUCGAGUCCGAAUGCUUGCGCUUCAGCGAGCUCACGUUCUGCUUGUUCACCUGGAUCUGCAACAAUUGCAGAGUGCAUCUC